Molecule: messenger RNA, 2005 nt
Organism: Pollicipes pollicipes
Lineage: Eukaryota; Metazoa; Arthropoda; Thecostraca; Pollicipedomorpha; Pollicipedidae
Product: FYVE, RhoGEF and PH domain-containing protein 2
Biological process (GO): filopodium assembly; cytoskeleton organization
Cellular component (GO): cytoplasm
Molecular function (GO): metal ion binding; guanyl-nucleotide exchange factor activity
Source: RefSeq, a predicted model, not a curated record
GUGGUGUGCGCUAAAUGUUCGGGUCAGAAGGCGGCGCUGGCCUACGACGGUGGCCGACCGGGCCGCGUCUGCGACACGUGCCGCCGGCAGCUGGCCGCUGAGGAUGCGGGAGACACCGGUCCCACCCGCCAGGGCGUGCUGGACACCAGCUACACUCGCGGCAAGGGUCUGCUGGAUGUGGCUGCCACCGAGCCAAGCCUGCAGAGCGGCGAGCUGCAGCUGCGCUGUCGGCGCUCCUGGCUGCGGCGCUGGUUUGCUCUGCGCGCAAACUGCGCGCUCUUCAUGUACGAAAGUGGUGGCGACCGCGCGGCGCUGGCGGCCGUCCCCGUCCCGGGCUUCACGGUCACGUGGGCAGGGGCGGGCAAGGCCGAGCCAGGUCUGACAGAGAAGGAACGGGAGCGCGCCUUCAAGCUCACCCUAGGCAAGAGGAACUAUACACUGAUGGGAGACAGCAAGGAGGAGGUGGCUAGAUGGAUUGCCGCCCUGCAGAAGGCCUCGCGGACAGAGGUCCUCGCCUCAUCAACGGCUACACUGUGACCCUCAGGGUCACGGACAGAGGACCCUUCGGGCACGCCAUAGUAAAUAUCAUGAUAAUGCAGUCACCCACAAACGUCAUGUUAGUGAGCGAUUAUCAGAGUAUUUAAGGCCUUGAUUCUUUCUUGCGAUAUUAUAAGUUCACAUCAACGCAACCAAUUCUUCAGUUGCGCCGCGGAUCACCGCUUGUCUAGUCUUCCACAUGUUUAUGUUUUUUCCGCAUUGGUGCUGUUGCUGUCACGUCCCAGGAUAAACUGAUGAAACGUACGAAGCUUUCGAACGAGUGAUCGAAUGAACAGAGAGCAGGCGAUGUGCUAACAUUGAAUACCCAUGUGACUGACAUGUCUCACUUCCAUCAUUGUCGUGAGCUGAUUAAACGCAUCCGUCUAGUGUAUAGGUGUGGUUUGUAAGGAUACCUGCCCGUUUUAAAAAGCAUCGUCCAAAAAAGAAAAACGAAAACCCCAACAUGUGAACACGGAAUCGAUCUUUCAAGGUGUCGUUUUUAGUACUGAAACAAUCACCAGAAAUGAGAAAAUGCUUCGACGUGCGUGUAUGACAAUCACCGUGACAAGAACUGCAAAGUUUUAACGCUGCGUUAUGAAGAUAUGUUGCCCGCCGGCUCAAAAUGGCUAUAUCUGAAUGAAAUGGAUCAAAGUAAAUCGCUUCCAAUUUGCCAAAUAUGAGUGCCCGUGAGGCCGUUCGUUAAUAUAAAUCCCACUAAUAUGACACCAUACGCAUACGGUCUACCGGGCAGUAGUGCAUACUGAAUCCUUUGGAUAAAAUAUUCAAUAUCCGAGUCAAACACGGCGACAUUUCAGUCUGCAGUUUUGCGAAACGCAUCCUCGCUUUAUCACUAAAUCGCGGAUAAACGUGUCCGCCAGUUAGUCAUAGAUAUAGCCGUAAACGAACCGACAUCCCGUUUCCUCUCGAGGGCUGUUAUUUCACUUUCGCCUAUAUGCCACCAAAUAUUAGUGUAAUCAUAUAUUUUAUCUGUAGUUCCAUAGUACUCGCCAGCUGCAGCCUAAAAUAUGGCAAUCAAAAGCGCUAUCGGUGUUGAAGGCAUCAUGUGAUUCACCUAUGAAACAAACGCUCAAUGUCGGGGGCACGGCUCAGACCCGUUUGAAAACAACGACUAUGCGUUAAGUUUCGUUCAAAUAACCGAACUCCAGCAGCGUUAAUCAGCGUUAAGAAUCGACUAGUUUUUGGACGGGGUGAGUGGGUACUGUUGUGACGUGUUGGCGACUGGCGACUCGCACAUGCGUUGGUUGUCGUCUGUGCUGUGCACAGGCUGAGCGUGGGGCAGGCGGUCUGCACUUCGACAUUUGAACUGCCAUCAGUGCGUCGCGAGUGAUAAAUAUCUGUGCACUUUUUCUUGCAUAUUCGUUUCCACUGUUCAUAGCCAGUUCAUGACGCUUGAGGACCGUACUUUCAAGACUGUAGCCUAUGUCAUAUCCAAAUACAAUGUUCAGUC